GGCGGGAGGCCUCGAGGGGCCUGCGCGCGGCCCAGGGGCACCCCGAGCCCUGCCCUCCUGUGGGAGGCCACCGGAACGUUGCGCUCCGGAGGUGUCCCCUUGUCCAGGCCCAGUUUUUCGGCGCACGCCGACUUUCCUGACUGACUGGGGGAAAGUUGGGUACAGGCUGGGGACCCUCCCCAGGGCCGCGCGCCUGGGGGCCGCAGCCAGCUGGGUUUCGGGCGUCUGAUAGUGCGUUUCACUUGUCUCUCGUACCCUUUGUCUCCUCUCCCCAGGCUGGACCCCGGGAGCGGAGAAGUCUCAGAAGGUUUUUAUGGAAGUUCUGGGGAGGGAAGCCCCUUUGACACGAAUGUAAACUGGUAACUGCUGCCCGGGGUUCACCGAUAUUUCUCUGAAGCGAUGGCACGGACCGAAAUAAGAAGUCUCUGGCUAUCGCUCAUUGCAAAGUGAGAGAGAAGCAAGCAGAGGACUGAGGGCUGCCCGCACUACAUGGACCCCUGCGAAGAUCUGGAGAUGCCCGGCGGGCAGACUCCUGACCCCGGGCGACUGGAGGCCGGUGGAGAGGCGGAGAGGUGGAGUCCUCAGUUCCAGCUGCAGAGGAAAUUCGUGGAAAGCAGCAACAGGGAACAGCAAGAUCGAAACAGAGUUUCUGAAGAACUUGUAAUGGUUGUCCAAGAAAUGAAGAAAUAUUUCCCAUCAGAGAGACACAAUAAGCCAAGUACUCUAGAUGCCCUCAAUUAUGCCCUUCGCUGCGUGCACAGUGUGCAAGCAAACAGUGGGUUUUUCCAGACUCUCAGUCAAAAUGGAGCAUCUCAGGCAGAUGUGACCACAUACAGUCUUGAGGAGCUGGCCACUAUUGCUUCAGAACACACUUCUAAAAACACAGAUACCUUUGUGGCAGUGUUUUCAUUUCUGUCUGGAAGGUUAGUGCACAUUUCUGAACAGGCUGCUUUGACCCUGAAUUGUAAGAAAGGUUGCUUGGAGUCUUCUCACUUUGUUGACCUGCUCGCUCCUCAAGACGUGAGAGUGUUCUACACGCACACUGCCCGAGCUCAGCUUCCCUUUUGGAACAACUGGACCCAAAGAGCAGCGUCCCAGUGUGAACCCGCUCUCGUGAAGUCCUUCUUCUGCAGGAUCCGUGGAGGUGAAGACCGGAGAAAGCAAGAGAAGUAUUACUACCCAUUCCGGAUCAUUCCCUACAUGAUCCAUGUACGAAGUUCUGCCCAACCAGAAUCGGAACCCUGCUGUCUCACACUGGUUGAAAAGAUUCACUCUGGUUACGAAGCUCCUAGAAUCCCAGUGGAUAAAAGAAUUUUUACCACAACACACAGCCCAGGGUGUGUUUUUCUUGAAGUGGAUGAAAGAGCAGUGCCUUUGCUGGGUUACCUACCUCAGGACCUGAUCGGGACCUCCAUCCUAACAUACUUGCACCCAGAAGAUCGUUCUCUGAUGAUUGCUGUACACCAGAAAGUCUUGAAGUAUGCAGGCCAUCCUCCCUUUGAACAUUCUCCCAUUAGAUUUUGUACUCAAAAUGGAGAUUACAUCAUAUUGGAUUCCAGUUGGUCCAGCUUUGUGAACCCAUGGAGCCGGAAGGUUUCUUUCAUCAUUGGUCGGCAUAAAGUUCAAACGAGUCCACUAAAUGAGGAUGUUUUUGCUACCAGAAUAAAAAAGAUGAACAAUAAUGACAAAGACAUAACAGAAUUACAAGAACAAAUUCACAAACUUCUCUUGCAGCCAGUCCACGUGAGCGCUUCCAGUGGCUACGGGAGCCUGGGCAGCAGCGGCUCCCAGGAGCAGCACGUGAGCGCAGCAUCUUCCAGCGAGUCCAGUGGGCACUGUGCGGAGGAGCCGCGGAAGGAGCCGAUGACGUUGCAACAGGUCUAUGCCAGUGUAAACAAAAUUAAGAAUCUGGGCCAGCAGCUAUACAUUGAGUCAAUGACCAGAUCAUCAGUCAAGCCAGUGACGGGGACAUGCACAGAGCCGCUCAGUGCUGAUGAGCAGAAGGCCUUUUCUUCCUUCCAGACAUUGAGAAAUAAUAGCUUGUGUACUGAGUCUUGUGAGGAUUUGAGGAAAGGUCAGCACAGCCCAUCCUAUCAACAAAUAAACUGUAUUGACAGUGUUAUCAGAUACCUGAAGAGCUAUAAUAUUCCAGCUUUAAAAAGAAAGUACGUAUCCUGUGCAAAUACAACUUCUUCAUCCUCUGAAGACGACAAACAGAACCUCAAGGCGGAUGAUGUCCAAGCAUUGCACGCUGUUUCUCAGAUCCCAGCCAUACCUAAGUCAGAAAUGCCAGCAAAUGAAUGGUCCACAGAUGCUGAAGUAGGAGCCCCACGUACCUUGUCCACUGCAGCGCUGAGCUUGGGGUCAGGCAUAAGCCAGUGCAGUUACAGCAGCACCAUGGUUCACGUCCCGCCCACAGAGGCAGCAGAAGAUGCUACCCUGGCAUGUGAGCCCUGGACUCUCAACACACAGCCAGUCCCUUUGACCUCGGAUGAGUUCAAGCCCAUAGGGCUCACGAAGGCUGUACUGUCAGCCCACACACAGAAGGAGGAACAGAAUUACGUUGAUAAAUUCCGGGAGAGGAUCCUGUCAUCACCCUAUAGCUCCUAUCUUCAGCAGGAAAGCAGAAACGAAGCUAAAUAUUCUUUUGUUCCAGGAGAUUCUACUUCUAAACAGACAAGAUCAGCUGGUUGCAAGAAGGGGAAGCAUAAACGCAAGAAGGUGCCGGCACCCUCGGCCAGCAGCAGCUCUGAUGCCGGCUCCAGACCCCACACCAGGGGAACUCUUGGCCGCACACAGCCCCAGUACCCUCCUGCUGCCUCCUGUCCUCACGCCUUGGGCCUGUCAUUCCCGUCUUCUGUGAUGAUUCCCAGCCAGGCCCCUUACCUCACCCCAGCUUUCCCCCUCCCACCCGUGACCUCUCUAGGAAGAGGAGAUGCAGCUGUGGGCACUGCACUAGACCAUCUGCCUGAGCCGCCCUCGGCCAGUGGCCUGCAGCCUCUCCCAGCUUUCCCCCCUCCUUAUUUGGAUACUGUCAUGACCAUUUUCCUGCAUAGCCCCCCAGUCUGUCCUCUCUUGUCAUCAUCAUUCUUUCCGUAUCCAUUCUUGGGAGCAACAGAUUCUUCUGAAAUACCACCCCCAACAGCAGCAGUGGCUCCAUACCCAGAACCAUCACCUUCAGUCACCAUCCAGACGGGAGUUGAGGAGCAAUGGGAGACUGGUGGUGAAGGGCACCCGUUUAUUAGUUCAAGGAGCAGCUCACCACUGCAGCUGAACUUACUUCAGGAGGAAAUGCCCAAAUCUUCUGAAUUUUCAGAUCACAUGAAAAGGGAUAUUUGCCCAAAACCUGAGUAUCAGUGUGUUACGGGCAAGAGUGAGAAUAAGAACAGUCGUCCUCCUGCCAGUGAACUGUCCCCACUGUCGCCUCACAAGGAGUCUCAGUCUGGAGCAAGGUCUGCAGCAUCAGGAAGCAGUGACAGCAGUACUUAUUUUGCUAGUAGUGAUUAUUCUUCUGGAAUAUCCCCAAAUGGGCAGCAAUCUCAGGAUACACAGAAAAAGGAAGCAUUUCCCAGUUCAGCUGAAGAGCCCAUCUGGAGAAUGAUACGAGAAGUCCCGGAGAGCAUUCUCAUGACGUAUCAGGUACCUGAGAGGGUUAAAGAAGUUGUACUAAAAGAAGACCUAGAAAAGCUGGAAAGAAUGAGGCAGCAGCAGCCCCGGUUUUCUCAUGGCCAAAAGGAGGAGCUUGCCAAGAUCUAUUCUUGGGUUCAGAGCCAGACUGUCCCUCAAGAAGCAGACAUCCAAGACUGUGCCACUGGUGAAAACAAAGGUUCAAUUGAUGCUGCUGCAGAAUCCUGUGGUCAGGACCCAGCAGAAGACAGCAGUUGAGUGGCUAUGAAGAUGCACCUGCGUGCCCUUUCCCUGCCAGCCCAGACGGAUAGACCUUUGUGCUUAUCUCUUUCAAUCCAGUACUGUCAAAUGACUGUGAAGUUACAAUUGAAUGUUAAGGCUUUUCCUUCUUGAUUUUUUUAAUAUAUAUCUUUUUCUGAAGCAGAUAUUGUACAUAGAAUCUUAUUUGUUUCUAUUCUUUACAUAUUAGAACUGUCAGACUCUUUUUCUAGUUUAGGUGUCUUCUAAAGAGAUUGGAUACCCUCUAAAGAGGUACAUGUGUGGUAAAACUGUAUUUCAGGUGUCACCCAAAAUAAAUUAGAAGUGUAGCUACUAUGAUCUCCAAACCUUAGCCUCAUCUGUUGUAUUCCCUUGUUAGGGAAAUUAUUUUCCCCGUUAGUGUACUUGAGGAGGUCCCCCUCCGAGUAGGCCGUGUCCUUUUCAUGACGGUUUCCAUGAAGUUAACACCUUCAGAUAGACUUCGUGCUGGUUGGUGCUUCCCCUGUAUCAUUCAGAGAAAUCGUUCCAGUGUUCUCACAGCAUACUGAAACAUUAUCCAUUAGUAUAUCUGGAAGUACCUACAUCUUCAUUCUUGUAGAUGCCUUUCUUUUUGAUUUUCCACCUUCCACUGAAAUUCUGGAAGUCUUACUUAAUUGACCAGUUUACAGUGGGCUGAUUCUUUGGAGAGUUGCAAUUAGCAUUUUCAUGUGUCCUGUUAAAAGAUCUCCUUAAUCAAUAGUAUUUCCCUUUUUAGUGUUUUUAUUUUAAGAUAAUGAUUGUAAAAAGUUUCAGGGGUUAUCUAAGAAUUAAUAUUCUUAAUACGCUUUAUGUUUAAAUGUUCAGUCUUACCAAACUAACAAUUAAUUCUUUCUUUCCAAUCAAUUUACACAAAAGACGUCUCUCCAUCCCUGCCAGAGGCGUGAUUGCCACUGCCUUUCCUAUGCCCUUGACUAGGGGUAAGUGCUGUGGGGGAUACUUGCCGAGAGAAUAGUCGAGAGAGCUCACUCCUCCCAGCCAGCAGGGGGCUGUGGUGCCCCGUGAAUCUUUCUGUGCCCCUUGUGUCUUGGAAGGUGUGAGUGUGGUUGUUCACUUGAUAAGUCAGCUCACUGUCUGGGCUCUAGAGAGUGACUCCUUCUCAAAUUUAGAAUGAUAGGUGAAAUUCACACUCGUGAAGAUAAGAGAGAAAAUAAAAGAAAAUGAAACUUACAAUAUAACCUUUCCCUUCAUGUAACUUUUAAACUAACUUAUAUUUCUUAUUUUUGUUUUUUGGUUUUAAGAAACAUCUCUUUGAAGUUUUAUAGCUUUUUACAAAUGCAUCCUGAUAAUGACUAAGAGAAGCGGUCACCAUCCGUGACCACGGUUUUCCAUCCGUGGUGACAGUUGGGCCCUGAUUCUCCCUGUAGCUCAGAGUGUAGUGGUUUUCUGGAUGGUAAUCCUAUCAUAAUGUGUCAUUCUCAGAUGCUGCAUUUGACAUUUCUUGGCAUUUUCUAAUAUUAAGCAGUUUCAUGCAAAAGCUCCUAUUUUAUAAGUGGAGAAUGCUCAUAUUCUAUCUACUCCAUUUUGAUAGUUAGAAGAUUUUUGAAGCCUGUGUCUGUAUUGGUCAAAUUAUAUUUUUGUUAUUGGUGGAAAAUCAAAUUUUGCUAUUAACCAUCUAGUACAUUGUCCACCAGUGACCUCUAUAGUAAAAAAGUUUUUAUUUGUAUGGAUAAAGAAUAAUGUGUAUAGCUAUCAGGAUCCUCCUGCAGUCGUGUGUGCGGAUUUUAAGCCUUAUGUUCUUCAAUAAUGUAAGCUCUUCUUUUACAUUGUUUCUGGAUAUUUGUUUUUUCUAAAUUUGCUUAUUUCUUUGCCUUAGUACACAUUUUAUGAAGUGUAUAUUAUACUAGGCUUGAUUUGAAACUGGUGCUUGUUAUAGAAAGAUCUGUAAAACUGUAAAUUUUCAUCUUUUGGUAAAUAGAUUAGUCAGUACAUUUGAGAUUGAUCCUGCUGCCCAAAGUAGCAGUGGAGACUAGCAGUGAUGACUGCUGCCCCCCACGGGGGCUUUACCCAAUCUAAACUUUGUUGUUCAAGUUUAACUUUUUAUAUUAAUGACUAUAAACAAUGAUAAUAAGAAUGUAUAUUAUAGGCUUCAAUGUUUACAUAAAUGUUACCCAAAAGCUGUAUUUUGGGGAGUUCGAGGUCAAGAUGUAUGAAAAACAAGAUAUCAUAUGAAUAGAAUCGUUUUUCAAUUAAGUGCACCUUUAUGAUAAAUUCACAAGGUAAAUUUAAUCCACAUUGAAAUUUUGUUUCAUCCGAAUUCACAAUUGACUCUAUGAAUUUACUUGUUUUUAGUCAUUACUAAUAUUUUAAUGGGUAUCUUUUUUUUAAGUAAAAGCAGUAAAUAAACAUGUACACAUAAAACUUGAGAAAUUUUCUUGCGCUGUGUUAACAGGUGUUUCCCUGAACUUGUAUUUUACAUCAUUUGGAACUGUUUCUAGGCUCCACUGAAGGCUGCUCGCGUUAGGCUCGUGCUGCCUUCCCAGCUCCACCGUGUCUGCGUCAUCAGUGUGCCCGGCACCUCCUGUGCGAGAUGCAGGUGCAGGCGGCUUCCCAUCCAGUGGCUUUUUUAAUCCUCCCUUCAGCACUGUGUAGAAUUUAUUAAGUCUUGAAUGUAUGUACAUAUUUUUAAUUAAUUUUAAUGCCAACUUUAUAAAAUUUCAUUAUCUAAAUCAUAGGGUGCACCUCUGUUUCACAAAGUCUGAUUGUGUAACUGGUGGCAACAAAAUAUAGAACAAGAUCCUGGAGCCAAAAAGGCUUUUUAAAAGGUUAAAGAUUACACUGAAGAGA
This is a messenger RNA of Otolemur garnettii (small-eared galago), 6708 nucleotides long. It is a transcript of the gene PER3, whose product is annotated as period circadian regulator 3. The record is from RefSeq and is a predicted model, not a curated record. Gene Ontology annotation, cellular component: nucleus; cytoplasm. Lineage: Eukaryota; Metazoa; Chordata; Mammalia; Primates; Galagidae. Gene Ontology annotation, biological process: entrainment of circadian clock by photoperiod; circadian regulation of gene expression; negative regulation of transcription by RNA polymerase II. The coding region runs from base 490 to 3885 and encodes 1131 amino acids. Gene Ontology annotation, molecular function: transcription corepressor binding; transcription cis-regulatory region binding. The transcript is spliced from 21 exons.